AGUUCUACUCUGUCCUGUAGGGUCGCUGUGAGUCGGAAUCAACUCACCAGCAGCUGGUUUGGCUUUUGUUUUUUUUUUAACCUGUCAGUUUGUGAAUGCAGUAUAUUAUAUGCAAAUUGCAGGUUACACCUACUUUCUACGUACAUGGAAGCUGGUGCAUCUGUGCAGUGGUGGCCACCUGAAGGCUAGUACAGGGAACUUUCUGAUCUACUUUCCUUCCCUUUUUUUUCUUUCUUAUAGUGAUCACACACACUCUUAAGUUCCCUCGUUUUUUCUCUUUUAUUGCUCAGUUAACCUCACCACAGGAAAUCGUCUACACAUACACACAGACAUAGGUCCUUAAUUAACUGGUUCAUUUCUUAAUUCUGUUGAUCAACUACGUCAAUAAAUUGUCAAUCCUACUACCUGCCUCCUCCCCUUUUUUUGGGAGAGGAGGAUGUUUUAUUUGUUUGGUGUACUGCCUGUGAAAUAACCCACUCUGUGUAAGAUUUUUUUUUUAAUAUAAGAAAACUUUGUGGGUUUCAAAAAUGAAGUGCCAGUAAACUUACAGAAAGCAUUCUGUUUGUAACUUAAGAGAAUCUCUUCCUGUAUGUAUAUAUUUUUUAAAUGCUGUUUUUAUUCAGUAGCUUUUAGUACCCACUCUCUUUUCCUUAAGUGCUGUGCAGAGGGUAUACAAGUAUGACUAAAGUAAUCAUUGCUUUUAAGGGGUUUGUCUUUUUGCCUGGUAGAAAAGACGAUCAAUAUAAUAUGAGGUAAAAAGAGGUACAGAUAAAACACUAGGGGUUUGAAGGAAAUCUGUAAUGAUUUAAUGGUCAUUAAAUCUAUAAUGAUACUCUUUGUAUAGUUCUUGAAUGAAAAGAGAAACGGUAAUAUUAGAAUACUUAAUAGUGCUAGUGCAAGUCUUUGCCCUGGUUCUGAUUUAACACAUUGUCACAUCUCCUAUAAAUUCUCACUGUUAAUUUUUCUAAACUAUUUCCCAGCUUUUCUUGCCCCUUCCCCUUCCUCACAAGCUGGGGUGCUGGCUUUUGUAAGAAUAGAAUAAGAAGAUAGAGCAGAUAGGAGAUGGAGGAACGAGAGCCUUUAAUCUAGACAACGAGCAACCAGAUUAUGAUAUGGAUUCAGAAGAUGAGACCUUAUUAAACAGACUUAACAGAAAGAUGGAAAUAAAGCCUUUGCAAUUUGAAAUUAUGAUUGACAGACUUGAAAAAGCCAGUUCUAAUCAGCUUGUAACACUUCAAGAAGCAAAACUGCUGCUAAAUGAGGACGAUUACCUUAUUAAAGCUGUAUAUGACUACUGGGUGAGAAAACGUAAAAACUGCAGGGGUCCAUCUCUCAUUCCUCAGAUCAAACAAGAGAAAAGAGAUGGCUCUACGAACAAUGACCCCUAUGUUGCCUUUCGGAGGAGAACGGAGAAAAUGCAAACUCGGAAGAAUCGUAAGAAUGAUGAAGCCUCUUAUGAAAAGAUGUUGAAACUGAGACGAGAGUUUAGCAGAGCCAUAACCAUUUUGGAAAUGAUUAAGAGAAGAGAGAAAACAAAACGAGAAUUAUUGCACUUAACCUUAGAAGUUGUGGAAAAAAGAUAUCAUUUGGGAGACUAUGGUGGUGAAAUCCUUAAUGAAGUGAAAAUCAAUAGAUCAGAAAAAGAGUUAUACACCACUCCAGCAACUCUUCAUAAUGGAAAUCAUCACAAAGUCCAAGAAUGUAAAACUAAGCACCCUCAUCAUUUGUCUUUGAAAGAAGAGGCUUCUGAUGUGGUUCGUCAAAAGAAGAAGUACCCAAAGAAGCCUAAAGCAGAGGUUUUGAUAACAUCUCAGCAACCCACUCCUGAGACAUUGCCUGUGAUCAAUAAGAGUGACAUUAAGCAAUAUGACUUUCACAGCUCAGAUGAAGAUGAAUUUCUACAGGUACCGUCCCCAGUAUCAGAACCUGAAGAAGAAAAUGAUCCUGAUGGUCCCUGUGCUUUCAGAAGGCGGGCAGGAUGCCAGUAUUAUGCUCCUCGUUUGGACCAAACUAACCAUUCAUUUGAAAAUUCAGAAUUGGCAGAUUUGGAUAAGUUGAGGUAUAGGCAUUGCCUUACAACGCUUACAGUCCCAAGCAGAUGUAUAGGAUUUGCAAGGAGACGAAUUGGCAGAGGUGGCCGAGUUAUAAUGGACCGAAUAUCCACAGAACAUGACCCAGUCCUGAAACAAAUAGACCCUGAAAUGCUGAAUGGUUUUUCAAGUUCUUCCCAAACUGUAGACUUUUCUUGUAAUUUCUCUCGGACCAAUGCUUCCAAUAAACAUUGUGAAAAUAGACUGUCUCUUUCUGAAAUAUUAAGCAAUAUCAGAUCAUGUCGACUACAGUGUUUCCAGCCAAGGCUACUAAAUUUACAGGACAGUGAUAGUGAAGAAUGUACCUCAAGAAAACCAGGGCAGACUGUGAACAAUAAAAGAAUUUCUGCAGCAUCUGUAGCUUUAUUGAACACCAGCAAGAAUGGCAUAUCAGUGACAGGGGGUAUCACGGAAGAGCAGUUUCAGACACAUCAACAGCAGUUAGUUCAGAUGCAAAGGCAGCAACUUGCUCAGCUUCAGCAGAAACAGCAAUCUCAGCAUUCCUCGCAACAGACACAUCCAAAAGCACAGGGCUCGAGCACCUCUGACUGUAUGUCUAAAACACUUGACUCAGCCAGCGCCCACUUUGCUGCAUCUGCAGUGGUCAGUGCACCUGUUCCAAGUCGCGGUGAGGUAGCCAAGGAACAGAACACUGGCCACAACAACAUAAAUGGUGUUGUCCAGCCUUCAGGAACCUCUAAAACAUUAUACUCCACCAAUAUGGCUUUAUCAUCCAGCCCAGGGAUUUCAGCUGUACAACUUGUAAGGACAGUUGGCCACACCACUACAAACCACUUAAUCCCAGCAUUGUGCACAAGCAGUCCUCAAACACUUCCCAUGAACAAUUCCUGCCUGACAAAUGCAGUGCACCUCAAUAACGUCAGUGUUGUUUCUCCAGUCAAUGUGCAUAUCAACACAAGGACUUCAGCACCAUCGCCAACAGCCUUAAAACUUGCCACAGUUGCUGCCAGUAUGGACAGAGUGCCAAAGGUUACUCCCAGCAGUGCCAUCAGCAGCAUAGCAAGGUGUGUGUGUGGGUGUGUGUUUCAAGUAUCAUUCUGUCCCUUUGUUGUAGCUAUCCUAUGGAAAGAAAAAGACAUUUUUUGUUGUUGUUUACUGCUGAAGCAAUAGGUAUCUGUUGAGAGAUAUUGAGGAUCUUCUUAGUGUAAAGCUCUGUGAGUUUGAUUACUUGAAGUAGCUAGUAGGCUGUUUAAGUGCCAACCAGCAUUGUAAAAAAAACAAAACAAGAAAAAGACAUCAGUUUGACAAAUGUAUCAUAGAGCCUUAUUUUUUAGAAGCUUUCAUAUCACUUUUUUGUAGUUUAGUUCAGACAGUCUAAUAAAAGAUUUAGAGUUAUUAAAUUCUGUGCCAUGGUUUAAGUUUAUAUUUUCUUCAGCAUUAUACACAAAGAGUAUUUAAAAUAAAUUAUUGUAUGAAUAGAUUAACAUUGAGAAUUUUCUGAGAUUAACUAAAUCUAUGAUAAUGUAUUUUGAAGUAUAAUUUUAUACUUUUUUUCCAUGAUACUAAUACAAGGAGAACAGCGAAUCAGGGGGGAAAAAAAAAGAUUUGUAUGUGUUGAUAAGUACAUGACCUUAAAACCAUAAAAAUUAAAUCAUAAAGAGAAGGAAUUUAAGUAAUGUU
Molecule: messenger RNA, 3731 nt
Organism: Trichechus manatus latirostris (Florida manatee)
Lineage: Eukaryota; Metazoa; Chordata; Mammalia; Sirenia; Trichechidae
Gene: EPC2
Product: enhancer of polycomb homolog 2
Exons: 12
Coding region: 1113-3221 (702 amino acids)
Biological process (GO): regulation of transcription by RNA polymerase II
Cellular component (GO): piccolo histone acetyltransferase complex; NuA4 histone acetyltransferase complex
Source: RefSeq, a predicted model, not a curated record